GAUAAACCGAUGAUGAUUUGAGUCGGAAAUUUUCUGUCUACUCAAUGCCAAUAAAGAUUGAGAUUCAAAUCUAAAGGCAUAGACACACCCAAUUGCACAAAGGUUAAACAACAGAGAUAAUGAGCAGCAACAAGAAGGUGUUAGUACUAGGAGGCACAGGCUACUUGGGUCAGCAUCUAUUGCAACACUUAUCAAAACAACCCUUUGAUUUAGCCUUUACCUAUCACUCUACCCUGCCUCCUCAGCCUUUACUCCAAGCCAUUCAUUCCGAUUGCAUUGCUUUCCCCCUUGAUUCACAAAAUGAGGCUGUAUUUUUUGGCAUCUCCAAAACAUUUGGCCAGCCUGAUGUGGUGGUCAAUUGUGCUGCACUUUCUGCUCCUAGUGCCUGUGAGAGGGAUCCUGCUACUGCAAUGUCGGUUAAUGUUCCAUCUGCACUUGUCAAAUGGUUAUUAGACUUUGGCAAUGACAAUACUCUUCUCAUUCAUCUUUCGACCGAUCAUGUUUAUGAAGGGGUAAAAUCUUUCUACAAGGAAGAGGAUGAGACUGCGCCUGUAAAUGUUUAUGGGCAGUCCAAAGUGGAAUCAGAGAAGUUUAUAUCUGUGAACUGGUCUAACUUUGCAAUAUUGAGAAGCAGUAUCAUAUAUGGGCCACAAACUGUUGCACCUGUGCAUAAGUCGCUUCCAGUUCAGUGGCUUGACAAUCUUCUUGCCAAAGGAAAAGAAGUUCAGCUCUUUCAUGAUGAAUUUCGUUGCCCUAUCUUUGUUAAGGAUGUAGUGACUAUCAUACAAACAUUAACUAGCAGAUGGAUUGCAGAUGGUACACGUAUGCAAGUGAUUCUAAAUGUUGGGGGACCAGACAGGCUAUCACGACUCCAAAUGGCAGAGACUGUAGUAGCUGUCAGGGGUUAUGAACUAUCGUUGCUUAAACCAGUAUCUGCUUCAACAAUUGAUCGCGGUGUCAAGUCCCCUGCCGACAUAUCAAUGGAUAUCAAAAAAUUGAUUCAAACACUAGAUUUUUCUCCUUUGAGAUUUGAAGAAGGCGUCAAAUUAACACUUGCAGAUCCAACCGAUGUCACUUCUUGAUUUGGAAGGGUUAGGCUCUUGUAAAUUUCUUACUCAUCAUAGGCUAAAAGAUUUUUCUUUCCUAUAAAAGAUAUUGUUUUUAUAAUAUUUAUUAAAUAUAAGGUGGGGAAUAUGAAAAUUGAUUUC
Daucus carota subsp. sativus is the source of this 1208-nucleotide messenger RNA. RefSeq lists its product as uncharacterized. Lineage: Eukaryota; Viridiplantae; Streptophyta; Magnoliopsida; Apiales; Apiaceae. The transcript has 6 exons. The record is from RefSeq and is a predicted model, not a curated record. The coding region runs from base 120 to 1082 and encodes 320 amino acids.